AUGGACAUGAUUGAUUUGAUUUACUAUUUUGCUGUUGGAUGUAGUGUAAGUAAUAUCAGUCUGAAGCACUACAACAUAGAAUAUCAUUUUCGGAACUGCCCAAAAGACCAUGUGGCCCGUGCACUUCUAGAAACUCGCUGCCACUUCCGACCUCCAUCUGCUCAAGCUGAGAGCUGCUGUGACAACCUCUCCACGAGAAUAUCUCGCGGCGCAACAAUUUCAUCGCCAUUGAAGAGCAACCGUCCCACAAUAUUGAUCAAGCCCAGCAAACCUCUGAUCGAGACGUGA
Messenger RNA from Penicillium mononematosum, 288 nucleotides. RefSeq lists its product as uncharacterized. The record is from RefSeq and is a predicted model, not a curated record. Bases 1 to 288 code for a protein of 95 amino acids. The transcript is spliced from 2 exons. NCBI's taxonomy places the organism in Eukaryota, Fungi, Ascomycota, Eurotiomycetes, Eurotiales, Aspergillaceae.